Bombyx mandarina (wild silkworm) is the source of this 1584-nucleotide messenger RNA. RefSeq names its product WSCD family member AAEL009094. NCBI's taxonomy places the organism in Eukaryota, Metazoa, Arthropoda, Insecta, Lepidoptera, Bombycidae. Gene Ontology annotation, molecular function: sulfotransferase activity. The record is from RefSeq and is a predicted model, not a curated record.
UAUACAGUGCUUUUAAUAAAGCAAACAAACCAUGUUAAAAAAAACAAAAUAAUAAAUUAAGUUAAAAACAUGGCAAUGUUAUCGUUAUAGUUUAUUGAUAUCAUGAAAAAAUAUAAGAAAAUCAAAGUCUGAUGCGCUACAUUAUAAUGUCUCGUCGUACGAUAUUCUUGUUCGCGGCGGCUGUCGUCAUGCUGUAUUUCUCAAUAAUCUUGUUUAUGUUGAGUCCUCUACACGGUACGAAAAGUGCCUAUUACGGCAACAACUAUAUGAACCAUUUCGGCUUUCGACAAAUACCCAGCGUUAACUGGUGUCAUGAGUUGCGUUGGCAGUCGCCGCCUUCACCGCACGUUGUUGCCCUGGCCUCCUACCCAGGAAGCGGCAAUACAUGGUUCAGAUAUCUUCUACAGCAGGCCACAGUGAUUAUUUUAGGUAUAGUCACGGGCUCUGUGUACAUGGAUUAUGGACUUCGAGUCCAUGGGUUCCCAGCUGAGAAUGUGACAGAUGGUUCAGUGCUGGUAGUUAAAACUCAUGAAGCUCCACCUGCUCAUUCUGACAAGUUUAAAUCUGCAAUAUUACUGAUAAGAAACCCAAGAGAUGCGAUAUUGGCGGAUUUUAACAGACUUCACAAGGGUCACAUCGGCACUGCUCCUAAGUCGGCAUUCAAACGAAUAUCGCACGACAAAAAAACCGAGUGGUGGUGGCACGUGCGCCGCGAGGUGGUGUCGUGGGAGGCGCUGCACAGGGCCUGGCUGGCGGGGUUCCGCGGCGCGCUGCUGGUGCUGCGCUACGAGCAGCUGGCGGAGGACCCCGGGCCGCCGCUGCAGGCCGCGCUGGCCUUCCUCAACCGCACCGUCCCGCAGGAAAGCUUGGAGUGCGCGCUGGCGAACAAGGAGGGCAUUUAUCGACGCCGAAACAAGCAUCAGAACUUCGAUCCCUUCACUCCGCAGAUGUACGAGCUGCUGGACGCGGCGCAGGCCAGGGUCGCGGGGCUGGUGGCGCGCCGCACGCGUGACGUCACCACGCGCCCACCCACCCGGGCUUAACGCCCCGCCACCCCCGGCGACCCCCCGCCACCCCCCGCACUACGGCACUCGCGGUGUAAGAGUAAUCAGGUUGUGUCGUCCCAAGGAAAAAUAUAAUUAGUACAAAAAAAGAAUUUUCUAAUUAUCACUUUAGGAUUCGUUAAUGACUAGAUUUUUAUAUGACGUUUUUAGAAAUAGCCUGCAUUUGUAGUACUUUCAACUUAAAACCCCGUACUUAAGAUUUUGUAUUGCCAACUGAAAGAAAUCUGGGAUUGCCAAUGUAAAGAAAUCUUUUGACGACUUAAUGUCGAUCUCUUUUGGAUCUGAAGUACUUAAUUCGUUCUUAACUUUGUUGUAGUGUGCUGUAAGUUUAAUUGCCACAACCGAUCAAUGGCCUAAAUAAUAUAAAAAAUACAAAUGAGUUUAGAUGAAUUGUUUAUUUAGUAAAUACAAAUAUCCAAUGGCGACACUUCAUCAAACAUCAUCCCUGUCUUGUUGUAUUUAAGUUUAGUGUAUUUUAAUGUAAUAAUUAAUAUAUUUUAUUUAGCAAGCAUUCCGAAGA